Molecule: messenger RNA, 624 nt
Organism: Aureobasidium uvarum
Lineage: Eukaryota; Fungi; Ascomycota; Dothideomycetes; Dothideales; Saccotheciaceae
Source: the annotation of a GenBank genome assembly
AGCUUAACUCUCACCAGCUUGACACCCGGCGCCAAAAGCAAGGUCAAGUCGUCGGCCCAGCGCGCCAUCCGCGCAAAGGCCAUUGAGACCUACCCCCGCCUCGAGCCCUAUAUGGAUGAAAUCAUGCCAAAGAAAGAACAGAUCGAUCUCAUCAAGGUCACUGUAUUCACAUUACUAACAACUCACUCGACAGANCCCGAUCGCGUCUCGCUCUACGUUCUUGGUUCCACUCCUCUCUUCUGGCAACACAUGGACGACCCUCUGAUACCCCACCUCUCUCUCGUCCACAAGUACCCUCAAUGCUUUGACAGGAUACGAAUUGAUCGUGGUGCCAUCCGCUUCGUUCUCUCAGGGGCUGCUCUUAUGGUGCCUGGAUUGACAUCGCCUGGCGGUCGCUUGCCCGAUCCCUCAGUCAGCGAGGAUGAUAAGGAGGCCAACGAUGGCUAUGGAGGAAAAGAGCUGCAAGCAGGUGAUAUUGUUGUUGUUGAAGCCGAAGGCAAGGAGAGUGCUUGCCUGGUUGGCGUUCUGAAGAUGAGCACAAAGGACAUGAAGGAGAAGAAGAAGGGUGUAGGUCUUGAAAACGGCCACUACCUUGGUGAUGGCUUAUGGAACCUGUCUCUUUAG